This is a messenger RNA of Jaculus jaculus (lesser Egyptian jerboa), 2025 nucleotides long. RefSeq names its product retinol saturase (gene Retsat). The transcript has 11 exons. NCBI's taxonomy places the organism in Eukaryota, Metazoa, Chordata, Mammalia, Rodentia, Dipodidae. The coding region runs from base 92 to 1912 and encodes 606 amino acids. The record is from RefSeq and is a predicted model, not a curated record.
CCUCCUAGCCCAGGAGGGACGUCUAGAGGGGCGGAGCCUCAGCCAUUAAAUCUGAGCUCAGCGGGCUAGCUUCCCCAAGUCCAGUAGCAAGAUGUGUCUGACGCUGGUGCCAUUGGCCCUGUUGGUGCUGCUGCUGCUGGCCGUCGUUCCCAAGACGAGAAGCUCCCAGAACCCCUUCUCCGAGGAUGUGAAGCGGCCACCAGCACCCCUAGUGACGGACAAAGAGGCCAGGAAGAAGGUUCUCAAACAAGCUUUCUCAGCCAGCCGAGUACCAGAGAAGCUGGAUGUGGUGGUGAUUGGCAGUGGCAUCGGGGGCCUGGCCUCAGCUGCGGUUCUGGCUAAAGCUGGCAAGCGGGUCCUGGUACUGGAACAGCACACCAAGGCAGGAGGUUGUUGUCAUACCUUUGGAGAAAAUGGCCUUGAAUUUGACACUGGAAUCCACUAUAUCGGACGCAUGCGGGAGGGUGACAGUGGCCGUUUUAUUCUGGACCAGAUCACUGAAGGGCAGCUGGACUGGGCUCCCAUGUCCUCGCCCUUUGACAUUAUGGUACUUGACAGGCCCAGUGGGCGUAAGGAGUUUCCCAUGUACAGUGGAAGGAAAGAGUACAUUCAAGGCCUGAAGGAGAAGUUUCCUCAUGAAAAAGCUGUCAUUGACAAGUACAUGCAGAUGGUUAAGGUGGUGUCCAGUAGUGCCUUUCAUGCCAUCAUGCUCAAGUUCCUCCCAUUGUCCCUGGCUCAGCUCCUCAGCAAGUGUGGACUGCUGACUCGCUUCUCUCCAUUCCUCCAUGCAUCUACCCAGAGCCUGGCCGAGGUCCUGCGGCAGCUGGGGGCCUCUGCUGAGCUCCAGGCUGUGCUCAGCUACAUCUUCCCUACUUACGGUGUGACCCCCAGCCAUACCACCUUUGCCAUGCAUGCCCUGCUGGUUGACCACUACCUACAAGGUGCCUUUUAUCCCCGUGGAGGUUCCAGUGAGAUUGCCUUCCAUACCAUCCCUGUAAUCCAGCGGGCUGGGGGCGCUGUCCUCACCAGGGCUACUGUGCAGAGUAUACUGCUAGACUCGGCUGGGAAAGCUUGUGGUGUCAGUGUGAAGAAGGGACAAGAGCUGGUGAAGAUCUACUGCCCCGUUGUGAUCUCCAGUGCAGGACUGUUCAAUACCUAUGAGCAUUUACUGCCUGAGAGUGUCCGCUGUCUGCCAGGUGUGAAGCAGCAGUUGGGGAUGGUGCGGCCUGGCUUGGGGAUGUUUUCCGUUUUCAUCUGCCUGAGAGGCACCAAGGAGGACUUGGGUCUGCAGUCCACCAACUACUAUGUUUAUUUUGACACAGACAUGGACAAGGCGAUGGAGCGCUAUGUCUCCAUGCCCAGGGAAAAGGCACCAGAACACAUCCCUCUUUUAUUCAUUGCCUCCCCAUCAAGCAAGGACCCCACUUGGGAGGAGCGGUUCCCAGACCGCUCCACAUUGAUUGCGUUGCUGCCCAUGGCCUUUGAGUGGUUUGAGGAGUGGCAGGAGGAGCCCCAGGGCAAGCGCAGCACCGGUUAUGAGACCCUCAAAAACUCCUUUGUGGAAGCCUCUAUGUCGGUGAUCAUGAAGCUGUUCCCACAGCUGGAGGGGAAGGUGGAAAGUGUGACUGGAGGAUCCCCACUCACCAACCAGUUCUUUCUGGCUUCUCCUCGAGGUGCCACCUAUGGGGCUGACCAUGACCUGGGUCGCCUGCAUCCUCAUGUGAUGGCCUCCAUGAGGGCCAAAAGCCCCAUUCCCAACCUCUAUCUGACAGGCCAAGAUAUCUUCACCUGUGGACUGAUGGGGGCCCUGCAAGGGGCUCUGCUAUGUAGUAGCGCUAUCCUGAAGCGGAACUUGUACACUGACCUGAAGGUUCUUGGCUCAAGAGUCCAGGCCCAGAGGAAGAAGAAGUAGUCUCUUUAGCCAUGAGUCACAGGAACUGCCCUUCUCCCGACUUACCACAGUGUCUCCUGCAGUAGUUGCUUGCAGUUUCUGAUUUAUGUAAAUAAAGAGUUCUUCACCUGGAA